CACUCCCACACGGAUAGGUGUGUGCGUUGCCGCCCUGCUCCCGAGGUUGGCUCCACCCUUCAGCACUCUGCUUGGUGCAGCCCUGUCCCCCCAGUGGUGCAUGGUACAGCCCCCGACCCCCUCAACCUCUCCCUCCCUCACCGACUUGGAGUGGUACGCGUUCCCCCCUCCCCGCGGGCAGACACGGAACUGGCGCGAGCUGGAAACCGCGCCGGCGUGCGACCGACGCUCAGCUGCCAGGGGCAGUCUGGCUGGGCCUGGCCGGUUCCCCGAGGCUCGGGAGAUAAUAUCAGAAAUCCUCCUGGGAACAUUGACUCCUGUGUGGUGCCUUGAAGUUUCUCUGAGAUGAACUGAUGCAUUGGAGCCAUGGUGCAAAAGAAGAAAUUCUGUCCUCGGUUACUUGACUAUCUAGUGAUUGUAGGGGCCAGGCACCCGAGCAGUGAUAGUGUGGCCCAGACUCCUGAACUGCUCCGGCGAUACCCACUGGAGGACCAUGCAGAGUUUCCCUUGCCCCCAGACGUCGUGUUCUUCUGCCAGCCAGAGGGCUGUCUGAGUGUGCGGCAGCGGCGCAUGAGCCUGCGGGAUGACACUUCUUUCGUCUUCACCCUCACUGACAAGGACACUGGCGUCACUCGAUAUGGCAUCUGUGUUAACUUCUACCGCUCCUUCCAGAAGCGAAUGCCUAAGGAGAAGGGGGAAGGUGGGGCAGGGUCCCGCGGCAAGGAAGGCCCCCGUGCCACUUGCGCCACAGAAGAAGUUGGUACCGAGAGCUCGGAAAGUGGCUUGUCCCUGCAGCCUCCCAGUGCUGACUCCGCCCCUGAUGUGAGUCCAUCUCCUCGGGGCAAACCCCGGGCCAAGGCAGGAAGCCGCUCCCGCAACAGUACUCUGACAUCCUUGUGCGUACUCAGCCACUACCCCUUCUUCUCCACCUUCCGAGAAUGCCUGUACACCCUCAAGCGUCUGGUGGACUGCUGCAGUGAGCGGCUGCUGGGCAAGAAGCUCGGCAUCCCUCGAGGCAUACAAAGGGACACUAUGUGGCGCAUCUUUACUGGAUCAUUGCUAGUCGAGGAGAAGUCAAGUGCCCUUCUGCAUGACCUUCGAGAGAUUGAGGCCUGGAUCUAUCGGUUGCUGCGCUCCCCGGUGCCUGUUUCUGGGCAGAAGCGAGUAGACAUCGAAGUCCUCCCCCAGGAGCUCCAACAGGCACUGACCUUUGCUCUUCCAGACCCUUCUCGGUUCACCCUAGUGGAUUUCCCACUGCACCUUCCCUUGGAACUUCUGGGUGUAGAGGCCUGUCUUCAGGUGCUGACCUGCAUCCUGUUAGAGCACAAGGUGGUGCUACAGUCCCGAGACUACAAUGCCCUUUCUAUGUCCGUGAUGGCAUUUGUGGCGAUGAUCUACCCAUUGGAGUAUAUGUUUCCUGUAAUCCCACUGCUGCCCACCUGCAUGGCAUCAGCAGAACAGCUACUGCUGGCUCCAACUCCGUACAUCAUUGGGGUCCCUGCCAGCUUCUUCCUCUACAAACUGGACUUCAAAAUGCCCGAUGAUGUAUGGCUGGUGGAUCUGGACAGCAAUAGGGUGAACGCCCCCACCAAUGCCGAAGUGCUGCCCAUCCUGCCAGAACCGGAAUCACUGGAGCUGAAGAAGCAUCUGAAGCAGGCUCUUGCCAGCAUGAGUCUCAACACCCAGCCCAUCCUCAACCUGGAGAAAUUCCAUGAGGGCCAAGAGAUCCCCCUUCUCUUGGGAAGGCCUUCUAACGACCUGCAGUCCACACCUUCCACUGAGUUCAACCCACUCAUCUAUGGCAAUGACGUGGAUUCUGUGGAUGUCGCAACCAGAGUGGCCAUGGUCCGCUUCUUCAACUCCCCCAACGUGCUGCAGGGUUUUCAGAUGCACACACGUACCCUGCGCCUCUUCCCUCGGCCUGUGGUAGCUUUUCAAGCUGGCUCCUUUCUAGCCUCACGUCCUCGACAGACUCCUUUCGCUGAGAAGCUGGCCAGGACUCAGGCUGUGGAGUACUUUGGAGAAUGGGUCCUUAACCCCACCAACUACGCCUUCCAGCGAAUUCACAAUAACAUGUUUGAUCCAGCCCUGAUCGGUGACAAGCCAAAGUGGUAUGCUCAUCAGCUGCAGCCUAUACAUUAUCGAGUCUAUGAUAGCAAUUCCCAGCUGGCUGAGGCACUGAGCAUGCCACCAGAGCGUGACUCUGACUCGGACCCUACUGAUGACAGUGGCAGUGAUAGCAUGGAUUAUGAUGACUCAAGCUCUUCUUACUCCUCCCUUGGUGACUUUGUCAGUGAAAUGAUGAAAUGUGACAUCAACGGUGAUACCCCUAAUGUGGACCCGUUGACGCACGCAGCCCUGGGGGAUGCCAGUGAGGUGGAGAUUGCAGAGCUGCAGAACCGGAAGGAGUCAGAGGAACCCGGCCCAGACAGCGAGAACCCUCAGGAAAACCCCCCGCUGCGCUCCAGCUCCAGCACCACUGCCAGCAGCAGCCCAAGCACCAUCAUCCAUGGAGCUAAUUCUGAACCUGCUGACUCAACGGAGGUGGACGAUAAGGCAGCAGUAGGCGUUUCCAAGCCCCUCCCUUCCAUGUCUCCCAGCAUUGGCCAAUCGACCGUGGACAGGCGUCAGACAGAAAUUGGAGAGGGGUCAGUGCGCCGGCGAACCUAUGACAAUCCAUACUUCGAGCCCCAAUGUGGCUUUCCCCCUGAGGAAGAUGAUGAUGAGCAGGGGGAAAGUUACACUCCCCGAUUCAGCCAACAUGUCAAUGGCAAUCGGGCUCAAAAGCUGCUGCGGCCCAACAGCUUGAAACUGGCCAGCGACUCAGACGCAGAGUCAGAUUCUCGAGCGAGCUCUCCCACCUCCACCGUCUCCAACAACAGCACUGAGGGCUUCGGCGGCAUCAUGUCUUUUGCCAGCAGCCUAUAUCGGAACCACAGUACAAGCUUCAGUCUUUCAAACCUCACCCUGCCCACCAAAGGUGCCAGAGAGAAGACCACGCCCUUCCCCAGUCUGAAAGUAUUUGGGCUAAAUACUCUAAUGGAGAUUGUUACUGAAGCCGGCCCCGGGAGUGGUGAAGGAAACAGGAGGGCCUUAGUGGACCAGAAGUCAUCUGUUAUUAAACACAGCCCAACAGUGAAAAGAGAGCCUCCAUCACCUCAGGGUCGAUCCAGCAAUUCUAGUGAAAACCAGCAGUUCCUGAAGGAGGUGGUACACAGUGUGCUGGAUGGCCAGGGCGUUGGCUGGCUCAACAUGAAAAAGGUGCGCCGGCUGCUGGAGAGCGAGCAGCUGCGUGUCUUUGUCCUGAGCAAGCUGAACCGCACGGUGCAGUCGGAGGAUGACGCCCGGCAAGACGUCAUCCCUGAUGUGGAGGUCAGUCGAAAGGUGUACAAGGGAAUGCUAGACCUGCUCAAGUGCACGGUGCUCAGCCUGGAGCAGUCCUAUGCCCACGCGGGCCUGGGAGGCAUGGCCAGCACCUUUGGGCUUCUGGAGAUUGCCCAGACCCACUACUACAGUAAAGAACCAGACAAGCGGAAGCGAAGUCCAACAGAGAGCGUACAUACACCAGUCGGCAAGGAUCCCGGCCUGGCUGGGCGGGGGGACCCAAAGGCUAUGGCACAGCUGAGAGUUCCCCAGCUGGGACCUCGGGCGCCCAGUGCUGCAGGAAAGGGUCCUAAAGAACUAGACACCAGAAGUUUAAAGGAAGAGAAUUUUGUAGCGUCUAUUGAAUUGUGGAACAAGCACCAGGAAGUGAAAAAGCAAAAAGCUUUGGAAAAACAGAGGCCUGACGCGAUCAAACCCAUCUUUGACCUCGGUGAGACAGAGGAGAAGAAGUCCCAGAUCAGCGCAGACAGUGGCGUGAGCCUCACAUCUGGUUCCCAGAGGACUGAUCCAGACUCUGUCAUUGGUGUGAGUCCAGCUGUUAUGAUCCGAAGCUCAAGUCAGGACUCUGAAGUUAGCACCGUGGUGAGUAAUAGUUCUGGAGAGACCCUUGGCGCAGACAGUGACCUGAGCAGCAAUGCAGGUGACGGACCAGGUGGUGAGGGCAGCGCCCACUUGGCCAGCUCCCGGGGCACUUUGUCUGAUAGCGAAAUUGAGACCAACUCCGCUACUAGCACCAUCUUUGGGAAAGCCCACAGCUUGAAGCCCAGUGUAAAGGAGAAGCUGGUGGGCAGCCCAGUUCGCUCUUCUGAAGAUGUAAGCCAGCGAGUCUAUCUCUACGAGGGACUCCUAGGAAGGGACAAAGGAUCGAUGUGGGACCAGUUAGAGGAUGCGGCUAUGGAGACCUUUUCUAUAAGCAAAGAACGUUCUACUUUAUGGGACCAAAUGCAGUUCUGGGAAGAUGCGUUCUUAGACGCCGUGAUGCUGGAGAGAGAAGGGAUGGGUAUGGACCAGGGUCCCCAGGAAAUGAUCGAUAGGUACCUGUCCCUGGGAGAACAUGACCGGAAGCGUCUAGAGGAUGAUGAAGACCGUUUGCUGGCCACGCUUUUGCACAACCUCAUCUCCUACAUGCUGCUGAUGAAGGUAAACAAGAAUGACAUCCGGAAGAAGGUGAGGCGCCUGAUGGGAAAGUCCCAUAUUGGGCUUGUGUACAGCCAGCAAAUCAAUGAAGUGCUUGAUCAGCUGGCAAACCUGAAUGGACGUGACCUCUCUAUCCGGUCCAGUGGCAGCCGGCACAUGAAGAAGCAGACAUUCGUGGUACAUGCGGGGACAGACACGAACGGAGAUAUCUUCUUCAUGGAGGUGUGCGACGACUGCGUGGUGCUGCGCAGUAACCUCGGGGCGGUGCGGGAGCGCUGGUGGUACGAGAAGCUCAUCAACAUGACCUACUGUCCCAAGACCAAGGUGUUGUGCUUGUGGCGGAGAAACGGCUCCGAGACUCAGCUCAACAAGUUCUAUACUAAGAAGUGUCGCGAGCUGUACUACUGCGUGAAGGAUAGCAUGGAGCGAGCCGCUGCCCGACAGCAAAGCAUCAAACCUGGCCCUGAACUAGGUGGCGAGUUCCCUGUGCAGGACAUGAAGACUGGUGAGGGUGGCUUGCUGCAGGUCACCCUCGAAGGGAUCAAUCUCAAGUUCAUGCACAACCAGGUCUGGACUCACAUGGCAGUAACUCAAACCUCGGAGCUCCAGAGGAGGGACUAGAGGCAGAGAGAAGACCCACCUCUGCAGAGAGGUCAGGAGGAUUAGGAGUGCUAGGGAAGAAAAAGGAACCCGAGCUGAGCAAAGGGAAGGAGGAAGAAAGAAAAGAGAGACCGAAGCUGCUAGGGCACGGGUCCCAGAAGAGCCAGUGGCCUUAGAUGGGGUUAGAGUCCAGAGACGCUCCUACAAGGGCUCAGUGAACUGGUGCCGCCUUCCCUUGCCUGGCCAGCUGGUGAUCAGAAAGUUCUGGGGCAGAGCAGACGGGCAGUUUCCAAGCUCUGCUGUGUUCGUGUCGCCUGCUGCGAUUCUCCUGGCAGCCCAGUGCCCAGUGCUCCAUGGAGCCAGCCGGUGCCACCGGUGUCGCCGAGCCUCCGCGCUGGAGGAGGGCGUGGGCCGCAACCCGCAGACUCACUCCCAAGGGCGGGGAGCCUCUGGGCCUCGGAGGCAGGCAGGGCAGUUGUAGCUGGAGGCUGGGAGCCGGCCUCCCGCAGCCAGGCGCUGAGGACUGGUGUAGUGGGUUCUCACCCUGGGGCUUUGAGUUCCUGCUGUGUUUGUGCUUCAUUCUUUUGUGCCCCUCAUCGCUGCUAUGAAAACCUUCAGUUCUCCAGCAGGUAAAGUGACCUCGGCUCGUGCUGCCUCCCCCCAGGCCCCUGCCUGGGCCCUGCCGUGGGUGGGGUGGGCUCCCUUCAACCAGGCCAGCUGCGCACAUUGCCAGUUGUCUCACCCUUUCUCCCCACCCUCUUCCUCUCAGAUUCCUCCACACCCCCCUCAUGCUGGCUCACUGGUUCUGAGUUUUCUCCCCCGUGUGCUCCCUUCUCUCUUCUGCCAGAGAGAUAUUUGGGGGGAAUCUCUCAACUCAGAAGAAGGACCUGGGCUUCUUGCUCUACCUAUGAUGAGUUUAUUCCCUGUUAACGCUGGGUCCCCCUGAAUUCUACCUCCCAGGGUCAGAAGAAGGUGUGGCCAAUUCUCCUCCUACCUUUUCUGGCCCCCAAGGGGACGCCACGCCCCUCUGCUCCCUUCUCCAGGGGCAUGAGGAUGGCUGUGCCCCGGGGUGGGGGGGACGGCUUACUCCUUCCUCUGGCCGAGCAGAACCCCUGCAUGGCUGGGGCAGGGGUGACUCUUAGUCUCGCAUUCUGGGCUGUGGACAUGUGUGUAUUUUGCCUGAUGCUCCCUGUCACCUCCCUCCCCGGGUGCUGUACUUGCCUGUCUUCUGCUCGGUGUGUCUGCUCCAGAGCCCUCUGACGCUCUCCCUCACACAGGCAGGCCUGGGCCUCUCCUGCCACUCAGGGAAGGACACUUGCAGGUCUGGUGGGUUUAGCAUCAUGCCGCUUCUUCAUCCAGCCCAAGGCCCCUCUGUGUAGAGGCUGGGAGUACAGGGAACCAUGCUUAACUCAACAGCCUCGGGCUGGCAACAGGGAUGAGUUCUCGGGCAUCUCAGCACGGUGAGGCUCAGACUAGAGACAACUGUCCUCACCCAGCCACUGUGUGGGAACACCCACUGCAGCUCCGCAGGGCCCUGGACAGUAGCCGUGACCAGGCUGGUGAGAGGCCAGCCCGCUCCCAUGCCGAGGCCCUCCAAGAAGUAGGUGGAGUCACAGCCCGGCACGGGGAGCCACGACAGGCCUCAGAGGUUUGGCCAAGGAGUCUGGGCAGCAGCCUCUCAUCCGGCAGCAGCUGGACAGAGGCUGUCAUGGCCUAAGCUGCCGCAGCCACCAGGACAGACCACAGUGGGGAAGGGGACCCUGGUGCCGGGCGCUGCCGCCUGCGGGAGCCUGGCACUGCCGCUCUUAGUUUUGAACUUUCUGUUUUGUCUCUUGCCCGUCCGG
Molecule: messenger RNA, 6965 nt
Organism: Suricata suricatta (meerkat)
Lineage: Eukaryota; Metazoa; Chordata; Mammalia; Carnivora; Herpestidae
Gene: MADD
Product: MAP kinase activating death domain
Exons: 34
Coding region: 367-5142 (1591 amino acids)
Biological process (GO): regulation of Rab protein signal transduction; regulation of apoptotic process
Cellular component (GO): cytosol
Molecular function (GO): guanyl-nucleotide exchange factor activity
Source: RefSeq, a predicted model, not a curated record